Molecule: messenger RNA, 1995 nt
Organism: Hydatigera taeniaeformis
Lineage: Eukaryota; Metazoa; Platyhelminthes; Cestoda; Cyclophyllidea; Taeniidae
Source: the annotation of a GenBank genome assembly
AUGCCUCAAAUAAUCACCAAUUGUGCUGAGGUUAAAAGUGAGAAUUUGGAAAGUGGCAGGAAUGCGGUGGAGGUCAACGCGGAAGAUGAGUCUUCAAAGUCGCACACUCUGCAGACUACGACACCAUCAACGAUGGAAGUGGUGGUAGUGGAGGUAGCAGAGGCAGGCGUGACCAAAGGCGAGCGGAAGAGGGAAAAAUGGGACACGAAAAUUGACUUCCUUCUCUCCGUGAUUGGAUUUGCUGUGGACCUGGGAAAUAUAUGGAGGUUUCCCUACAUUUGUUAUCAAAAUGGCGGAGGUGCAUUUCUGAUACCUUACUUGUUGAUGUACAUCUUUGGCGGGCUACCACUAUUCUACCUGGAACUGGCACUCGGUCAAUUUCAACGUAGUGGAUGCAUUUCUGUGUGGAAUCGUAUCUGUCCCUUCUUCACAGGUCUGGGUUACGGGAUCUGCAUAAUUGCGAGUUAUACCGCGUGGUACUAUAACACUGUCAUUUCUUGGGCUGUCUUCUACAUGUUUGACUCAAUGCGUUUGCGUUUGCCGUGGGAUAGUUGCGACAAUUGGUGGAACACACCAAAAACUUGUAUCACUGUCUACCAAAAGUUAGUCACUGGAGCCAAUAAUUCGGACGCUGACAACGAUGACGCUCCCAAUACUCUGCAUGCUGUCAACACUACUGGUUACUACUCGUCAACUGAGCAAUAUUUCUAUAAUCGCGUGUUACAAAUACAAUUUUCGGACGGCUUUAACAAGAUGGGCACGGUUAGGUGGGAAGUCGCGCUUUGUCUGCUGGCUGUUUUUACUCUCGUCUACUUCGCGCUGUGGAAGGGUGUUAAAAGCAGUGGAAAGGCCGUAUGGAUUACAGCUACUCUACCCUACGUGAUACUCUUCAUCCUCCUUAUUCGCGGUCUUACACUCAGGGGCUCCCUUAAGGGAAUUCAGUACUACCUCUUGCCCGACUUUGGACGACUUAGGUCCAUUGAGGUUUGGAACGCUGCUGCAUCACAGAUUUUCUUUUCUCUCGGACCUGGGUUUGGUGUUCUCCUGGCCUUGGCUAGUUACAACAAAUUUCGGAAUAACUGCUAUUAUGAUGCAAUGUUAACCAGUGCCAUCAACUGCGCAACAAGUUUUCUGUCUGGAUUUGUAGUCUUCUCUGUGCUUGGUCACAUGUGUUACCGUAUGAAUAGAACCAUGGACACAGUCGCCAAUGAAGGUCCAAGCCUUGUCUUUAUCGCUUAUCCUGAGGCUAUUGCGACUUUGCCUGGCUCAACCUUUUGGGCCAUCAUCUUCAUGCUGAUGCUCAUCACCCUCGGUCUCGACAGCACUUUUGGUGGACUGGAAGCGAUAAUUACAGCCCUAUUGGAUCGUUGGCCAAAGUUGCGCAAGAAACGAGAAAUUGUCGUUUUGAUCAUGGUUAUCUAUUGUUAUGUGGGAGCUCUUCCCACCACAACAAAUGGUGGAUACUACAUCCUGACGUUGUUUGACACAUAUGGAGCGCCCUUUUCAAUUCUCUUUAUUGUCUUCUGCGAAUGUGUAGCACUGUGUUGGUGCUAUGGCGUAGGAAGAUUCACCCGAGAUGUUGAGUCGAUGCUGGGCUUUAAGCCAGGUUGGUUCUGGAGGAUUUGUUGGGCUGUUAUCAGUCCCGCCUUCAUGCUUGGCAUCUUCAUCCUCAACAUCACCUUCUUCCAUGCACCCAAGAUCACCGUUAUGGGCGAGACGGUGCUGGCGGACACUUGGGUGCAUGUCGUCUCUUGGAUGCUGGUCUUCUCUUCCCUCCUUACUAUCCCCAUCUUCGCAGUUGUUACUUUCUGCAGUGCGCGUGGAUCCUUUAAAGAGCGUCUGAAAUUGCUUUUCACUCCCGGAAUACGACCGUCCUUCUCCGACUUCCACGUCCAUCCGAACAGCUACAAGAAACAGGAAUUACAGAACAAAAAGGCGGAAGAAGAGGGAACAGCGCCCACAAAAUCUAAAGAAGGCGAGCCAGAGAUGGCUUGA